AUGGCGGGUUCAAGAAGAUAUAAUAGAAAAAACCAAAGUAGUAGAAGCUAUAGGAAGCAUUCUAGACCAAGUUUCUCCCAACCAAAGUAUUAUAACAAUGGUAGAAAAUAUAGAAGUUACUAUGAAAGAUAUCCAACCUCAGAAGUGUUAGUUGAAGAACCAACUAGUGACAGUGAAAUAAGUGAAGAUUCAGAAUCAGAAAUUAGUUCAAGUGAAUCAGACUCUUCAGACUCCAGUGACUCAAGUGAUUCCAGUGACUCAAGCAGAUCUGAAAGUGAAGAAGAAGUCUAUGAAUUUAACUUAGAUUCAAACUCAGAUGAUGAUAUCAUCGAUUUAAACGACGAAUUAGAAAACGAUACUAUCGAAAUAUUAGAUGCUGAUGGAAGAGUUACUGAUUUAAAUGACGAAAUGAUAAGAUAUUACGAUUCUGAUAGUUCAGAUGAAGAUUGUAAUUGUGAUAAUUGUGUUUCAUCAGAUGAAGAAUGUGAUUGUGAAAAUUGUGUCCCAUCAGAUUCUGAAUUAGACUCAAGCUCAGACUCAGAAUCAAGCUCAGACUCAGACUCAAGUUCAGACUCAGAAUCAAGCUCAGACUCAGACUCAAGUUCAGACUCAGACUCAAGUUCAUCCAGUUCAGAUUCAGAAUUAUCAGUUUCAGAUUCUUCAGAAUCCUCUGACUCAGAAUCUUCAUCCUCAUCCUCAUCUUCAGAUUCAGAAUCAGAAAGUGAUAGUGAUGAUGAAUAUGCUGCUGUUAUCUACGAACCAACUGAUAUUUUGGAUGUCAUCGAUAUGAAUGAUCAAUUACAAGCUCAAGCUUUAAAUGACAUUGACAGCGAUGAAAGUUCUAUCACCGAUUUAGAUAUCGUUUACAGUUCCGAUGAAGAUGAAUUAAAUGACCAAUUACAAUUAGAAAAUGUCAGACAAUAUUUCGAAGAAGAUUUACACAGUGAAGAUGAAUUAGAAAUCGAUAGUGAAAGCGAAGAAUUUAUCAAUGUUGAUGGAGAAAGCGAUUUCAGUUUAGAAUCAGAUAUGGAAAUUGAUUCAGAUUAUGACUCAGAAACUUCUGAUGAUGAAGGUAUCACCAUCUAUAGACAUAGAUUUGAUUUACCAAAUGGUGAAAGCGAAGAAGAUUCCACCGAUGAAGAAUUAAUGAAUUACAUUGAAGAUGAAAACAAUGAAUUAUUAGCAUACGAUUCCGAAGAUGAAUAUGAAUUCAAUGACGGAACCAUUGAUUUAUCAGCAGAUUUAGAAAACAGUAAAGAUUGUGAAUUAAUCCAAAUUAAUGACAAUUUACAUAAGAUCGUUUUAAGAAUUCCAGCUUUAAUCAACAAUGAAUUAAAAAUCAAAUUCAACAAAUUAGAAAACAAAUUAAUCUUAAAUGGUAAAGUUAUAAUUGAUGAUGAAGAGGAUGACGAAGCUUAUGAAUCAGAUAAUGAAAGUGAUAAUGACCACAAUGAUUGUGAAAACUGUGGUGGUUGUGAUGACUGCAAAACUGGUGAUGUUUGUACUUGUGAUGAAGAUCAUGAAGAUUGUUCUAAAUGUGGUGGAUGUGAUGAUUGUGAUAAUUGUGAUGAUUGUAAAUGUGAAAAAGAAGAAUCAUCAAGUUCCGAAUCAUCAGACUCAUCAGAAUCUUCUAGUUCCGAAUCAUCAGCAUCAUCAAGUGAUUCAAGUGAUUCAAGCUCAUCAGAAUCAAGUUCUGAAGAUUCAAGUUCCGAAUCAGAAGCUGAAGCUGAAACUGAAGAACCUAAAAUUCAAGAAGUUGAAGUUGAAGUUGAAGAAAAAGAUUCAGAUAACGAAUCGGUUGCUUCAGAAGAAGUCGAUGAAGAAAUCUUGGAAGACACCAAAUCAUUCAUUCAAGAUUACUUAAGCAAUGAAUUACAAUUUGAAAAAGUUUUCACCUUCAACAAAUUAAUCAACUUUAACGAAAUCAAAGCCAAAAUUACCAAAGAUGAAGUUGAAAUAUUAAUUCCUAACUUCGAUGAAGAAGUUUCAACUGGUGAUAUUGAAAUUGAUAUCGAACAUGUUGAAUCAGAAGCAGAAAAACAAGAGGAAGAAAAGGAACAAAAUGAGGACGCUAUGGACCAAGAUAAUGAUAAUUAG
Molecule: messenger RNA, 2097 nt
Organism: Yamadazyma jaroonii
Lineage: Eukaryota; Fungi; Ascomycota; Pichiomycetes; Serinales; Debaryomycetaceae
Source: the annotation of a GenBank genome assembly